This is a messenger RNA of Gorilla gorilla gorilla (western lowland gorilla), 1364 nucleotides long. RefSeq names its product Rho family GTPase 2 (gene RND2). The transcript is spliced from 5 exons. The record is from RefSeq and is a predicted model, not a curated record. NCBI's taxonomy places the organism in Eukaryota, Metazoa, Chordata, Mammalia, Primates, Hominidae. Gene Ontology annotation, biological process: small GTPase-mediated signal transduction. Bases 133 to 816 code for a protein of 227 amino acids. Gene Ontology annotation, molecular function: GTPase activity; GTP binding.
GGGCGGGGGCUCGGCGCGGGCCCGCGAGAUGCCGGUGUUGGCGGCCAGAGCGGCUGCAGUUGCAGCGGCGGGGGAGGCGGCGGCGGGGCCCGGUAGAGGGGUGGCGUGGGGGACCGGCGCGUAGCCGGGACCAUGGAGGGGCAGAGCGGCCGCUGCAAGAUCGUGGUGGUGGGAGACGCAGAGUGCGGCAAGACGGCGCUGCUGCAGGUGUUCGCCAAGGACGCCUAUCCCGGGAGUUAUGUCCCCACCGUGUUUGAGAACUACACCGCGAGCUUUGAGAUCGACAAGCGCCGCAUUGAGCUCAACAUGUGGGACACUUCAGGUUCCUCUUACUAUGAUAAUGUCCGGCCUCUGGCCUAUCCUGAUUCUGAUGCUGUGCUCAUCUGCUUCGACAUUAGCCGACCAGAAACACUGGACAGUGUUCUCAAGAAGUGGCAAGGAGAGACUCAAGAGUUCUGCCCCAAUGCCAAGGUUGUGCUGGUUGGCUGUAAACUGGACAUGCGGACUGACCUGGCCACACUGAGGGAGCUGUCCAAGCAGAGGCUUAUCCCUGUUACACAUGAGCAGGGCACUGUGCUGGCCAAACAGGUGGGGGCUGUGUCCUAUGUUGAGUGCUCCUCCCGGUCCUCUGAGCGCAGCGUCAGGGAUGUCUUCCAUGUGGCUACAGUGGCCUCCCUUGGCCGUGGCCAUAGGCAGCUGCGCCGAACUGACUCACGCCGGGGAAUGCAGCGAUCCACUCAGCUGUCAGGACGGCCAGACCGGGGGAAUGAGGGCGAGAUACACAAGGAUCGAGCCAAAAGCUGCAACCUCAUGUGAGGGGCUAGGAGAGGGCAGAGUGUGAAGAGGGGUGGUGAGGGACACAAUUGUUCCCCUGCCUGCGCCCAGGCUUCUUGACCUCCUGAUCCUGGCUGGGAAGUCAGGGCAGGCAGAGCGAGCAAUUCUGGGCAGGGGAGCUGGAGGGCAGAAGGGUAUCAUCGUUUCUCACCUCCUCCUCCCUCCUCUUCUCCAGUGGAUGUUGAGGGAACUAACAGGGCUGGCAUCUGGGGCAUGAACUGGGAUGCGGCAGGUGGGCGUUAGGGAAGCUGGUAUCAAAUGGUGACCUUGGUGGAGUCUCCUAUGUGAAGAGUACCCUCCCUCUCCACCCCCAGUCCCCAUAUCCUGGUUCUGGCCCAAGGAAAAUGUCCAUUCUAUGACCUUCUCUUUUCCUCUCCUCUCACUUCUGCAGCUAUUCUCACACAUCUAACCUCUAGGCAACAUGCACUAAAUUCAAAAGCAAGGAUAAGCCCUUGCCCCCCAUCAGUCCACCAGCCCUAGAACCUCCCUUGCCUCAACAGUCACCCAAUAAAGCCCACGUCCAUGGAAAA